Mytilus trossulus (common blue mussel) is the source of this 3358-nucleotide messenger RNA. RefSeq names its product cell migration-inducing and hyaluronan-binding protein-like. Lineage: Eukaryota; Metazoa; Mollusca; Bivalvia; Mytilida; Mytilidae. The coding region runs from base 74 to 3358 and encodes 1094 amino acids. The transcript has 24 exons. The record is from RefSeq and is a predicted model, not a curated record.
GAUCCUCUAGAUUAUCUCUUAUAAAAAGGUACCCAGUACUUCGAAUUAAUUAUAAAGAAAAGUAACUUUUAAAAUGGAGCUGUUAAAGUUCCUUUUCUGUAUGGUUUUAGUUGCUGUCUGUGUAGCUCACUGUCCGGAGUCCGACACAAAUUUACUUAAAUGGAGCGAUCAUGCUGGAACGUGGAGCGGCUCGCCACCAGCUGAAAAUGACAACCUGACAAUCACACAACCAAUAUUACUAGACGAACAGCCGCCAACUUUGUACUCCAUAAUCAUCACAGCUACUGGUAAAUUAGUCUGGGACCCAAACACUGAGGUCCACCUGAAGGUACAUUGGGUCCAAGUUGACGGAGAACUACAUAUCGGAUCAGAGCAUUGUCCAUUUCAGUCAAACACUCACAUCACAUUUCUAGGAAAUGUCGAAGAAAACAAUUUGGGUGCUGGCGGAGAUAAAGCCUUAUUUGUGACAGCUGGUGGAACACUCGAAAUUCACGGAAAACCCAAACUAUCCUGGACCAAGCUUGCACAAACCGCUCCAAAAUUCAACACAGAAACCGAUGUUACUGCUAGCCAACAGGAAAAUACUAAAAGUAGAGGACUUGCUGUUUACAGUAUCAACCCGACAACAGGAGAACUAGUUGACUCAGCUUUUUUCAACUUUGCGAUCAAUCGUAAAAAAUAUCCAGAACUGAUCAUUUCAUUUGUAAACUUAUUAGAAAGUAUUCCCAAUGACAAUGUAGUCGGUAUUGCAUUACACAGAGAAUUACCUCGAAGAGACGACAUAAGUGGAAUAUUUGAAGCGAUCGAGAUUUUAGCUGGACAGACAGAUGGAACGAAUCCGCUCAGGAGUACUGAUGAUGCAAUGUAUGCUUUUCUUACAACAAAAGGCUCAACUGCCAUGACGAAAGAGGUGUACCUACCGUUAAAGUCAGAAGGAAAAACGAUUGCCGAAGUCUCAAUGGUUGUUAGAGAAAUUGUCAUCCAAGUGACGAGUACCUAUGAUAUGAAUAUGAAAGGAAAUUCCAAAGCUGAAGUAUUAGUCGCAGAUGAUACGAAGUACAGACCAAUUUUGAAUUUUAUAGAAGAUGUCAGCACAUGGAAAAUAGGAGAUACUGUUGUUAUUGCAUCUACCGACUACGACUGGAAGCAGGCGGAAGAGAAAACUCUCAUUGAAUGCCCGUCCUGCAAUGAUAACCAGAUACGGGUAUCGGGUCCAUUGAAGUUCACUCACUAUGGGGAAAUCUACAAAAAUGUUGAUAUGAGAGGCGAAGUUGGAUUAUUAACCAGAAACAUUUUGUUCGACAGUGAAGAUUCUGAAGGAUCAACUACAUAUGGUGGAAAUCUUAAGGCACUAAAAGGAUUCAAAAGUGUUCAUAUUGAAAAUGCAGAAUUCAAUGACCUUGGACAGCAAGAAGUUUUAGGGAGAUAUCCAUUACAUUUCCAUAUGUGUGAAGAUGUUGAUUUGGAUGAAGCUACAAGGCCAUGGAUCAAACACAACUCUAUCCAUCAUUCAAAUAGCAGAUGUGUUACUGUACAUGGAACACAUGGUGUUAUUGUUGAAGAUAAUGUAUGUUACAUGACAAAGGGUCACGGUUAUUUCUUGGAAGAUGGUGGCGAAAAGAGAACGAUAUUGAAUGGAAACUUAGGACUUGGUCAGGAAAAAGGAACACUUAUUAUAUCUGAUAUAUCACCAACUACCUUCUGGAUCACGAAUCCUCUUAGUUACGUCAGAAACAAUGUAGCAGCAGGGGGUGAAGGAAAAGGAUAUUGGUUUACAUAUCCACGAAUUCCUUUAGGCCCUUCAGCUGACAAAGGAUAUAUGUUACAAGACGAAGCAAGACACACAGUUAUAUCUGAAUUUGACAACAAUGUUGCCCAUUCAAAUAGACAGCAUGGCUUUUUCCUUGAUAACGAAUUUCACCCCGACGGAAGUGCUACUGGAUAUAACAGAUACAGACCUAAGGAAGAUCCCAUAAUGCAUUUGAAAUAUCAGAAUUCUACUGAUAAACCAUCUAUAAUAAACAGAAUGACAGCUUAUAAGAACACACCAAGAAACGCAUGGAUUAGAGGAGGAAUGUUCAAAAUAACCCAUGCAUCGUUAGCAGACAGCGCUGAGUUACUGAAUAUAGUCAAAGAGAACUCUGCACUGCAGUUCGUAGACCAGAGUGUAUUUAUAGGAGAUUCUCCUAAUUUAGGAGAGCCAGCAGAAGUAAACGGCCAACCGGUAUCAAUUGGGAGAUCUUUUCCGCAACUUUCCGCAAAUAUGAUGGAGAGUUUCAAUCCAAGAAAAGGGAUCGCAUUAAGAAGAGGGCCUAUUUAUGUAACAGAUGUUUUCUUAGAUGAUUUUGCUGAUAACGAAUAUUACCAAAUGGGAGCCAUUAGUUGGGAUAAAAUGCAAGGACAAUCCCCUUUUCAUGGUAUAACUAAUGCACAAUUUGGUUUUUCUGAUCCUAGUGAGGGAAACAGAGUCAAGGGCAUUCUUCAGGAUGAAACAACGCGAACUGGUGACGAUAUUCGAACAUUCAGAGAUUUGGAUAAUUCGAUGCUAAGCCUUGAUGUAUCUGAUGAUUCAGUCGUUACAGUUCUAAGUCCUGAAGCAUUUCACAUGACUGAAGAAUGUAAAAUCAGGUCAAACUGGAACUUUGGAUACUGUAAACAUGCUUAUGGGAAAUUAGCUAUAAAGUACCCCACAGAAAACGUUUUAACGAUGACAAGAGAUGAUGACUACGAGACCGCCCGAGUAGAUGCAGAUUCACCAGGUGAUGCUAGCUUUCUGGUCAUUACAGGAGAAAGUUACAGUUAUUCUAUGUAUUUUGAAGAGGCAGUUCCGAACGAAUUCGGUAUACUAAUGGUUGGAUUGUCAAAAUCACAAAGUGUACGACUAGGAGUGUGUAUCCCAUCUGAUGCUACAUUUAGAGUUUUUGGAGGAAUGGUAAAAUGGGCAGCCGUAGAUUCCUUAAGCGAUGUUGAUGCGAUCGGAGACUACUUUUACGAUUCCGAUACUGGGUACCUUUCUAUGUUCUUGUCUGACUCGAGAGAAUUUGAAGCAGGAGAAGUAGGUGAAUGUGUUGGAGAGGGUGAAAUGUGCAGAAGAGUAAUGGUAAAAAUUGAAAGUGGCGAUCUUACCCAGACUGACUGUCUUAGCGCUGCUCAUGAAAAAUUUAACCUUUCAUCUAGCUCGUCCGAAUCUCGAAGGAGGCUUACAACAUUACUUGAAUUUCUAAGCAAAAGACUUAGCCACGGAAGCAGACAAAAACGAUCUGUUGACAUUGCUGGAGCAAUAGAUACCAGAGAACUUCCUGCUUCUGCUAAUGAACUACCUGCGAACUGGGGAGCAGGGUCAACCAGAGGACAAUAG